Oxyura jamaicensis (ruddy duck) is the source of this 1968-nucleotide messenger RNA. RefSeq names its product sterol-C5-desaturase (gene SC5D). The transcript has 5 exons. NCBI's taxonomy places the organism in Eukaryota, Metazoa, Chordata, Aves, Anseriformes, Anatidae. Gene Ontology annotation, molecular function: oxidoreductase activity; iron ion binding. The coding region runs from base 136 to 1002 and encodes 288 amino acids. The record is from RefSeq and is a predicted model, not a curated record.
GGGGCCGUUUUCCCGCGCCACGCCCCCUCGUGACGUCACCGCCGGCGGUGGCGCGAGUGACGUCACGUGGCGCUACCGGGAGGUGCUGCCCCGCUCCGCCCCGCGCCCAGCUCGGGGCCGCCGGCAGCAGCGACCAUGGACCUGGUGCUGGAGGUCGCCGACCGCCACCUCCUGACGCCCUACGUGUACCCCACCGGCUGGCCCGAGGAGGAACCCUGCCGGCAGCUCCUCAGCCUCUUCGUCAUCACCAACCUUGGGGCGCUCACCCUCUACCUGCUCUUUGGCACCCUCAGCUACUACUUCAUCUUCGACCACGAGCUCCAGAAGCACCCCAUGUUCCUAGAGAAUCAGGUGCGUCGGGAGAUCGCCUACGCGCUGCGCUCCCUGCCCUGGAUCAGCGUCCCCACCGUCGCCCUCUUCUUCGCCGAGGUGCGGGGCUACAGCAAGCUCUACGACAACAUCGAAGACUCCCCGUACGGCUGGACAGGCGUCUUUCUCAGCAUGCUCUCCUUCCUCUUCUUCACCGACAUGGGCAUCUACUGGAUACACCGAGGCCUCCACCACAAGCUGUUCUAUAAGCGUUUCCACAAGCCCCACCACCUCUGGAAGAUUGCGACGCCCUUCGCCAGCCACGCCUUCCACCCCGUGGACGGCUUCAUGCAGAGCCUGCCCUACCACGUCUACCCCUUCCUCUUCCCCCUGCACAAGAUCACCUACCUGGGCCUCUACAUCUUCGUCAACGUCUGGACCAUCUCCAUCCACGACGGCGACUACCGCGUCCCCCGCCCGCUGCGGCACGUCAUCAACGGCUCGGCCCACCACACCGACCACCACCUCUACUUCGACUACAACUACGGGCAGUACUUCACCCUCUGGGACAAGAUCGGCGGCUCCUACAAAAGCCCCACCUCGUUCGAGGGCAAGGGCCCCCACGACUACCUGCGCAGGCUCCGAGAGAAGGGCCCCGAGCAGCCCAACGGCGCCGCCGACAAAACCGACUAGAUUUUGGCCCAGGCCGGCCGCCGCGGAAAGGGGCCAGGCCUCGUCCUGCUGCUCCCGACCCCCAUCGGACUAAAUUUCCCCAUACAGAGCCCUCAGCUUGCACCAGAGCGACUGACAUGGGUUGAUUUUCGGCACUGACGGGCACCAGGCCUGCGGACGGCUCCCCCCGAACGCUUCAGAGGGGUCUCGCCCGCUCCCGACCUCCCCGUCCCCUCCUCCUGGCACACAGACACCUUGAUGCUAUCGUGCUGCUGCUCCUUCGGCUAACACCUGCCGCAUCCAUGCCCUGCACCAACAUGUGCCCUCCCUGCUCCCCGUGACCCCAAGCGUCAGGUUUUGGGAAGCCUGGCACCCGCCCUGCUCCCACGACGGAGCUCCUCAGCCUCUCUCCGUGCUGCAAAGCUCGCUUAAAACCAUUUCCUUUGCCACCCCCCGGGUCUGUGCAGCGUGCACCGCAACACGAGCACGGCGGUAACGUCGCGGGGUCUCCGGCCGUCCCGCUCCGUGAGCUGCCGCGGAGGCUGCUGAGUCAAAUCGCAUUGAGACAAGAGGCUGGUAACUCCAGGCACUUCAUUCUCCCAUCACAGACACCGAUGUUUCACCCACGUGCCUCUAUUUCACAAAAAAAAAAGCCACCCCUGUCUUUCGCAGCUGCCGUGGGUCCACUCGACAGCUCCGGGUGCCCGGGGAUGUCUUGGCACGGUACCGAGUCUUUGUGACAUGGGGACGGGUGACAAAAGGGCCGGCCUGUAGGACAGGGACAGACUUUGAGCCCCGUGGGCCCUUCGAGCUCCCCGAGGGAACCCAGGAGGACGGGCUGGGGCUGGGGAGCAGGCGGUGGGAGGGAGCCUGGGUUGGUGGCAAGCCCCCCUAACAGCCGACAGGCUUACUUGGAAACCCGACCGCCUGGCCUCGGGGUCAGGGUGGUUGUCAAUAAAUCUCACUUGCCAACCCUGAUGACAUCUC